AUGGCCUGCCUCGACGCUUGUGAUUGCAUUGAAAUACAACAUGUACUUGGAAGCAAAGAUGUCGUCAUUGAUCUUCCACUGGUAAUGGAGCCUGCUCUGUGGCCUGGGUGCUGUAUUUACAGGGUUCCCAAGAAACUGCGCAAGGUAAAUAAAGAAGCCUACACCCCUAAGUUUGUUUCAAUAGGCCCUUUUCAUCAUGGCCGAAAGGAAUUGAGGGACAUGGAAAUGUAUAAACUGAGAUAUUUCAAGGAUUUCUUGUAUCGGACUAAGAAGUGCCAGGAGGAUUUUCGAAAUAUCAUUGCAGAAAACGAAGUACAAAUCCGUCAUAGCUAUUCAGAGGGUUCUAGACUCGACAGUAAAGAUUUUGUGAAAAUGAUUUUAUUGGAUGCCAUCUUUAUGAUCGAGGUCUUACUGAGGAGAUCAGGGAAAAAUGACGAAAAUGAGCUCUUCCGUGAAAAAAAAAAUGAUUACAUAUCAAGUCAACCAUGGCUGGAAAUUGGUAUAGCACAUGAUUUAAUAUUACUUGAGAAUCAAAUUCCUUUUUUGGUUCUUGAGGAAAUAUAUACGUUCGCCUUCAAUGAGCGAAUCCAGAACAAAAAAGCUACUUUUCUGGAGCUUUCACUCAUUUACUUUACUGGUGAGAAUCAACCAUGGUUCAAAAUCAAGGAUGUAAAACACUUGACAGAUUUGUUAAGAUAUUUGUUCUAUUCAGCAUCAGACCUGAAAGAAACUAGAGGAGAAGUGCGUAAACUAUCUUGUGCCACAAAGCUUGACGAGGCAGGAUUGAAAUUCAAACCAAGUAGAAAUGGUCGCUUACUUGACAUAAAAUUCAAAGGGAAUAAGUGCUUGAAAUACUGGCCAUGCUUCAAUUUGUCAUGGCUCUUGGCUUGCUUGCCAUGCUUGAAACGCUUUUCCCAUUUGGAGCGUAUGCAGUGUAUCUUGGAAGUUCCACCCUUUGAGAUUGACGACAAUACCGAAGUUCGUUUCCGAAACCUCAUGGCCUUAGAGCAGUGUCAUUAUCCAUUUCAAGCAUACAUUUGCAGCUAUGUUUGGCUAUUGGACGAUCUAAUCGACAGUGAAAAAGAUGUGGAUUUGCUUGCUGAUAAAGAGGUAAUUGUUAACAAUAUUGGUAGCAACACUGCAGUGGCGACUCUAAUUAACAAGCUCUGCCUUGAGAUUACGUUAUCUGGAUCCUGUUACUCUAAAUUUCAAGAGAUUCAUGAGUACCUUGAUAAUCCAUGGAACCGUGCUAUGGCAACCAUGAAAAGUGUGUAUUUUCGUGAUUUUUGGAGAGGCACUGGAUCUGUGGUUGGACUAAUUCUCCUAGGUUUAACUUUCUGGAAUUUCGUUAAGCCUUUUGUCAUGAAGAAGAUUUGA
This is a messenger RNA of Corylus avellana, 1377 nucleotides long. Its product is annotated as UPF0481 protein At3g47200-like. The record is from RefSeq and is a predicted model, not a curated record. NCBI's taxonomy places the organism in Eukaryota, Viridiplantae, Streptophyta, Magnoliopsida, Fagales, Betulaceae.